Nicrophorus vespilloides is the source of this 972-nucleotide messenger RNA. RefSeq names its product synaptic vesicle glycoprotein 2B-like. The record is from RefSeq and is a predicted model, not a curated record. The transcript has 7 exons. NCBI's taxonomy places the organism in Eukaryota, Metazoa, Arthropoda, Insecta, Coleoptera, Silphidae. The annotation marks the transcript as partial. Gene Ontology annotation, biological process: transmembrane transport. Gene Ontology annotation, molecular function: transmembrane transporter activity. Gene Ontology annotation, cellular component: membrane.
AUGGCCGAUUUCGAGGAGGCCAUCGAGGCCACGAAAUUCGGCACCUUCAACAUCCUCAUCAUCCUUCUCGGUCUUCCGUCCGGCUGGGUGACGAUCUUCGAGACGACGGACAUCUCCUUCGUGAAUCCGGUGGCGCACUGCGACCUGAACUACGGCAUCGACGAGGGCGGUUUCAUCUUCUCCGUGACGUAUCUGGGUGAGAAUCUGGGUAUGCUGACCGGUAGUCCCGUGUGGGGUUUCUUCUCGGACACUUUCGGGCGAAGAAAGGUGAUCAUAUUCUGUUACACAAUGCACGCUUUCGUUGUCAGCAUCACGGGACAAUCGCAGACUUAUAUAAUGCUUCUGGUGUUGAAAUUCAUCGGCGGUUUCAUUGUUAAUGGACCGUUUUCCAUUUUAACGACGAUCUUCUCAGAGUUCCACAGCGCCAAGUACAGGGCCCGAGUGAUGCUGAUGAUCGGUGUGAUCGCCGCUUCAGCAAACAUCAUUUUACCCGUAGUCGCUUGGGGUAUCCUCCUCUUGCAAGUCAACAUCAACAUAGGAGAUUACCACUUUCAUUCGUGGAAUAUCCUGUUGCAUCUGUGCGCCAUCCCGAGCAUCGCCUGCGCCAUCGCCUACAUCUUCGUCCCGGAAAGUCCCAAAUAUUUGAUGGCCUCUGGAAGAAACGAUGAGGCUCUUUUGGUCUUCAAGAAGAUGUACAGGUUGAACACGGGCAAACCGGAGAACACUUAUCCGGUCAGAGAUUUGGUCGAAGAAGUGCUCAUCGGAAUGGACGACGAAGACGAUGCCAACACGCAGGACAUGUCCAAAGCGAAGAUGGCGUAUCGAAAGAUGGCCAAAGGCUUCAAGCAAUCUUCGAAACUGUUCUUUCCGCCGCAUCUCAAGUGCUUCCUGAUUAUUUGCGUCAUGCAGCUCGGCGUGAUGAUGGGAUUGAACACCUUCCGGCUUUGGAUUCCCGAGAUCUUCUCAACUUUG